CGCAAUGGCAUUCUGUAAUGUCGCCUUGUUCAUAUUGAUACUGCCAGUGGCAGUUCUAGCGAGCGAAAUUGAAAAGGGCAGCAGCAUUCAAACAGGUGAGUCUCUCAAGGCGGAUGAAAUCCUGAUCUCACCAGGGAAGAACUUUGGGUUUGGUUUCGUCAAUGACACUGGAGCUCCUGGUAAGUUGAAUGUUGCAAUCAGGGUCCGCUCCGUUGAGACAAUUAUCUGGACUGCCACUGCUCUCAAAGGAGUGACUGCAAAUGCCCAGCUUGUGCUUAAUGAAGCCCAAGGAUUGUUUGUGUUGGAUAAUGGGGUGGCUCAAGUCAUCGUGAGUUGCAAGAGCAGCAAUUGCUCUGGUGUGAGACUGGACAUGCAAGAUGAUGGAAAUCUUGUGCUCAAACACAGCAAUAAUUCAGUUUUGUGGCAAAGUUUCAACCUCCCGACUGAUACGUUGCUCCAAGAUCAGGUUUUCAAAGGCAGGCAAGCCUUGAUAUCUGGGAGAUACAGUUUGCAAAUGACUGAUGUUUCGGCACAGCUUAUAUUCUUGGCUGCUCCCGAGUUGAAGAAUUUAACAAGCUACUGGACGAUCCCACAGAAUCUGCCUUCAUCAUCAACUGGCUCAAACAACUCAACUAGCCAAAGUUCCAGGUUGGUAAUGAACUCGAGUGGCAUAGUCACCUUCACUGAUGCAAGCAACGUCUCAAACUACCAAUAUUCACUUGACUUCACCUUCGCCAAUACAAGAGUGAUGAGAAUGCUCAAGCUGGAACCCAGUGGAAACCUCCGGAUCUACGGCCUUUCAACAGACAACUCCUCGUGGAACAUCGUAUGGCAGGCAAUGCUUCUCGAGUGCCAAAUCCAUGGAGUGUGUGGACCUUUUGGUUUGUGCACAUAUGCUCCUAGGUCCACGUGCGUGUGCCCUCCUGGUUUUCACUUCAUCGAUCCACAAGACCAUCACCAAGGUUGCACUUACGACGUCCCCUUGCAACUUAGCUGCAAUGGCUCUAGUAAUCACCACGACUGGGUGCGCGUGGACAGAGCCAGCUACAAUGGCAACGAUUACGUGAAAGACCUGUCUCCCACUUCUCUGGAGGGAUGCAGACGCCGCUGUGACAGAGACUGUGGAUGCCUCGGCUUUGUAUACAGAGUUGAUCGUCACGGCACCUGUUAUACUAAAGGUCCAGCUCCAGGUGUGAUCUAUAAUGGUUUCCAGAUUCCCUCCGACGAAAUGGCUCCGUCUCUGGUGUUCCUCAAGGUCUCGACAGCUUCAAGGGUUCAACCCGAGGCUCCUCUUAAUGAGCUCUUCUCGACUAUCGUAAAUGCAACCAAUGUCAAGAGCUAUGCCGAGCUGAAACAAGUCCGAGAAGCUUUCAAACUUGUCAUUCCUGCGGCCAUUGCUGCUGCCGAGCUCUUGUUGUUUCUAGCAGCGGGAGUGAUCUGGUGGCUCUACACCGAGAAAAGGAUUAAGCGCUUGUCACAAGCUCUGGACCAAGUUGAUGGAGUAGUCACCAAGUUCACGUAUCACCAGCUUGAAGUAGCGACUGGCAAUUUCAAAGAUAAGCUUGGAGCUGGAGCAUUUGGCACGGUUUACAAAGGAGUCCUCGCAGACGGUACAUCUCUGGUGGCCGUGAAGAGCUUGAUGAUGGCUACUCAUGCAGAGAAACAAUUCAAGGCCGAGGUUGCAACAUUGGGAAAAAUCCACCACAUCAAUCUGGUUCGAAUGCUCGGAUACUGUGCCGAAGGAAGCCACAGGCUACUUGUCUACGAGUACAUGGAAAAUAGUUCCCUGGAAAAAGUCCUGUUUGCAGCGCAAGCGGACCAGGAUGGGAAGAAUAAUGAAACUCCAGGCCUACAAGCGGAUGAAGCGAGCUCCCAGGUACCUAAAACUUUGUGUGAAUGGAAAACAAGGUUGGCAAUUGCCUUGGGCAUCUCAAGAGGAAUCACUUAUCUCCACGAGCAGUGCCAGGAAUGCAUCAUCCACUGCGACAUCAAACCUCAAAACAUCCUCUUGGACGACAACUUCCGUCCAAAAGUCUCUGACUUUGGGCUCGCGAAGCUGAUGAAGCGAGAGAGUAGUGCAAACGUUACCACGGCGAGAGGCACUCGAGGAUACAUGGCGCCGGAGUGGAUCAGCAACGUUGCAAUCACUCCAAAGGUGGACGUGUACAGCUUUGGAAUGGUUCUGCUCGAGCUGAUGAGCGGCCGGGACAAGUUUAUGUUCACUCCCUCAGCCAUGAAUAGCGGGCGCUGGUACUUCCCAGUCUGGGCAUUUGAGCAGUGCGCAACGGGAAACAUGAAAUCGACAGCAGAUCCGAGGAUGGCCGAGACCAUCGACUGGGAGCAGUUCGAAAUGGCUCUUCGGGUUGCAUUCUGGUGCAUCCAGCCGGAACCGGAGUCCAGGCCCAGCAUGAGCAAAGUCGUCCAGAUGCUCGAGGAGAAUGCUCCAGUUCCAGCACCACCUCUCCCAAGAAUUUUCGAGGAUGGUGGUUCCGGAGGCGUGAGUCGAGAGUUAAGUGUGAUGUAUCCAAGCGAAUCAGGCCGCUGAACAGUGAAACAUAAUGUAUCCAAUAUCCCACCCUUGGGUAUAUGCAACACAAAUGGAGUUUUUUUAUCACCACAGAGGACCGUCUGCUUUGAUCCUUACAGAACCAAAACACCAAAACAAGAGAAGGUUGUGGUGGUGUAGACUAGGUAGAAUGAAAGAUUACAAGGCCAAGUGAACCAGGACAAGCAGUAGUUGCGUACCUUGAAAAUGCCCCUUGAGGCAAAUGCUGUACAUUUGUAAAGGAUAUAGAAUCUUUGAGUA
Selaginella moellendorffii is the source of this 2806-nucleotide messenger RNA. Its product is annotated as G-type lectin S-receptor-like serine/threonine-protein kinase At1g34300. Gene Ontology annotation, biological process: recognition of pollen; protein phosphorylation. The record is from RefSeq and is a predicted model, not a curated record. Gene Ontology annotation, molecular function: protein serine/threonine kinase activity; ATP binding. Lineage: Eukaryota; Viridiplantae; Streptophyta; Lycopodiopsida; Selaginellales; Selaginellaceae. The transcript has a single exon. The coding region runs from base 5 to 2545 and encodes 846 amino acids.